AUGGGUGCACUUGACCUAAAAGAUUCUAAUUCUAAUUCAGAACAAGUCGAUAUAGCCCAAGUGUUUCAUUGUGACGGCUUGUUGUUAUGCACAACAAAGGACAAUAAACUCGUUGUUUGGAAUCCUUGUUUGGGAGAGACCAGGUGGAUCCAACCCAAACCUGGUUGCCAGUACCCACGUCACCCUACGUUUUUUCUCGGAUACCAAAACAACAAAUCUUGCCGUAGCUACAAAAUCUUGAGGUGUUGGGAAUCUUGGAAUGAUGAAGAUGAAUGCAACCAAAGAGAUAGGUUUGAAAUCUAUGAGUUUAGCUCUGAUUCGUGGAGACGUCUUCAUGAAACCGCUUCCGAGUACAUCUUCAUAUUAGUAAAAGGCGUGUCUUUGAAGGGAAAUACAUUCUGGAUUAUUGAUCUGGAGGGAGAAGAAGAAAAUAAUUAUCUACUCAGUUUUGAUUUUACAACAGAGAGAUUUAAACGUUUGUCUCUUCCAGCAUUUCAGACGAAUGAUGGUUGUGUCAUGGAUCUAUCAGUUGUCAGAGAAGAAAACCUCUUAGUGUCACAUCGGUGCCUUAAUUUAAACCAAAUGGAGAUUUUGGUGACCAAGAAAUUUGAUGAUACUCAAGCAGCAUUGUCGUGGACAAAAUACGUUACUGUGGAUUUACUUAAGAUUAAUCGUAAUUUGUUUUCGCUUAUGGCGACUGCUGUAAUCUACGAAGAGAAGAAGGUUGUGUUGUGUCGUAGUCACGGUCAUUGGAGGAGAAUAAACAUGUUUGGAUUGGACAUCAAGCUUGAGGGCAAGCUUGUUCUUGUUCUCAAUAGAGGAAGUGAUGAUAAGCUUCAAGCUUGCGAGUUUAGUAAAGAGGAUUACAUGGCGCUAAUUAAGAUAUCAGGAUAUGCUGCCAGAGCUCUGGGGAGUCUACUAUGGCCUCUAUAUGGCAUGGGAGAGGCGUGUUCCAAGGCUAGUAUUGGAGGUGGACUCAGAGAUAGUUGUGGGGUUCUUUCAUACAGGGAUUAA
This is a messenger RNA of Microthlaspi erraticum, 1014 nucleotides long. Lineage: Eukaryota; Viridiplantae; Streptophyta; Magnoliopsida; Brassicales; Brassicaceae. The record is from the annotation of a GenBank genome assembly.